Messenger RNA from Linnemannia hyalina, 672 nucleotides. The record is from the annotation of a GenBank genome assembly. NCBI's taxonomy places the organism in Eukaryota, Fungi, Mortierellomycota, Mortierellomycetes, Mortierellales, Mortierellaceae.
AUGGCUCGCAAGCCCAACCUGUACCCAACAUGCGUGUGCCGACGAUGCGAGCUCGAGAAGGAGGAUAACGAUCACGUCUGGAAAUGCCCUUCGGCAGCUGAGACCACCACUGAGAUCUGGAAGGAGGCCAUGGGCAAGAUUAGCGAGUGGGGUGUGCAGGCGACAAACAGCUACAACGCAGCCAGGAAGCGGGAAUACAAACGUGCGGUGGACAGAGGUCGUCAGGUACCAAGGCCAGUACCCAUACACUGGUGGCCCCCUUCGGAUGCGGAUUAUGUACGAGGAUUUUCCUCCAUCGGUGGAGCUCGAGCCGUGCACAGCGGUAGUCCAGCUCUCGAUCGAGACGAGAAACCGAUGUGGAAUGUGUCGGAUCUCCUCCGCGGCAUCACCCCCUUGAGCAUGUUGACUGAAUGGUCCGCGGUCUUCCGGACCCCAAUGUCCAUCGCCAAGACAGUCCUUCACAAGUUUGUUGGCUAUCUGGAGGCGCAGGCCUCGGAGCUGAUCUGGAAACCUCGGUGCUCCGCGACGAUCGCAUGGGAACAGACCCAGGGUAUCUUUGCCAAGAACAAGACAUCCAAGUACACAGGCCCCCGAGCGACAAUUGUUGCGCAGAGCCAGGUUCUGGACCGGACUGCGACUGGUGGAUGGUGCACUGAAGAGUUUGGUCUGUAG